Molecule: messenger RNA, 1353 nt
Organism: Cimex lectularius (bed bug)
Lineage: Eukaryota; Metazoa; Arthropoda; Insecta; Hemiptera; Cimicidae
Gene: Vti1a
Product: vesicle transport through interaction with t-SNAREs homolog 1A
Exons: 5
Coding region: 167-835 (222 amino acids)
Biological process (GO): intracellular protein transport; Golgi to vacuole transport; vesicle fusion with Golgi apparatus
Cellular component (GO): endoplasmic reticulum membrane; SNARE complex; ER to Golgi transport vesicle membrane
Molecular function (GO): SNAP receptor activity; SNARE binding
Source: RefSeq, a predicted model, not a curated record
ACAAGAAGGAAUGCUUAACCUUCCCACCAUGUCUUAUCGUCUAACUCGCUGGCAUUUUACAGCAUAAUCCAAGAGAAAAUCUGACAAUUUAAAUUGUUUUUAUACAGUUUGUCCUUUGUCGGAUUUCCGAUGUAUUCUGCAAUUUAGCUCCGUCCACCCAGCAACUAUGGAAUCACUGUUGGACCACUACGAGCAGCAGUAUGCCGUCUCGACUGCUGAUUUCACUGCCAAACUCGCCAAGAUAUCCCACUUGGACCGAGGUGGGCAGCUGCACCUUGCACAGGAACUAGAAAAACAGAUUGACGAGCUGAAAGAACUUCUUGAACAAAUGGAUUUGGAGGUGCGCGAACUAGACCCUUUGCAGAGGGCUAAGCUCCGGACGAGGAUAGACAGUUACAAAGCCGAGCUGACCCGUUUGCAACAGGAGUUCAGGAUGAAAGCUACGAUCAACUCUAGCAACAGUGACGGGUAUACAUCCCAUAGCGAGUCAUACGGUGAGUUGAGCCUGCGGGAGGAGCAGAAGCAAAGAUUACUCGAUUCCUCGGAAAGGAUAGAAAGGUCAAGCAAAAAACUGGCCGCUUCGUACUCUGUCCUUUUGGAAACGGAGGAAAUGGGUAACACUGUACUCAGGGACCUACACUCACAAAGAGAAACAAUUUCAAAAUCCAGAUCAAGACUGAGAGAGACGGAAGCCGACUUGAGCAGGAGCUCACGAUUGCUGAGUGCCAUGGUAGCACGUUCACGCCAACACAAAUUUAUCCUGUCAGUUAUGGCAUUUGUUUUUUUAAUCAUUGUAAUCUUCAGCAUUUAUUAUUCUGCAACACGGUCGAAUUAAAUUCAAAUUCGGUUUGUUUUACAAAUUUACAAUAUUUUUAAUACGGCCUUAGUAGGUUUGCUAGUCGGUUUCAGAACUCACAACAGACUGAACUUGCAUUAUUUUAAAUGUUAGGCUUUUUUGUUAAACAAAAGUAAAUUUUUUAUUAUUGUGAAUAAAAAAUAUCAAUGUUAUAAUUGUCAGGAGGGCUGUUGUUAUAUAUAUAAAAUAUUCUUUUAUAAAUUUUUUAACACCUAAAAUAAUUGACCUUUCUAAACAGUGCUAGAUUUAUUAAUUCUGGUAUUUAUCUGAUCUAGUCAUAUAUUUAUUUUAAUUAAUUUUAGUGCACAUAUUUUUUUUUAUUAUACUGUACAGUGAUAAAUGUUAAACACUAAGGUCCGGUCUAUAGUCAGUACAAAUAUUCAUAUAGUGAAAAUGAUAAAAUAAAAUCAUUUUAUAUGAGAAUUGUUAUAUGAAUGAAAUGAAAAUGAUACUGAAUUGUUGAAUAAUGGUACAAAUAAAAUCACUUAUAAACUUUA